AUGGUAGGUAGUUUAUACGAGAACAAAAAGUUAAUACAAGCACUAGGUUUGCAUGUGGAGAUGAUAGACUGUUGUAAAUAUAGAUGUAUGAUAUAUUGGAGGCGAGACAAAGAUCUUUAUCGAUGCAAAUUCUGCAAUGCAGAUAGGUACAAACGGUCAAAAAAUUUGGCUAGAUGUUCUCGCAUAUCCUUCAAGAAAAUGCAUUACUUUCCUUUGACUCCAAGGUUGAAGAGACUAUAUGCUUCACAAGCCACAGCCACUUCCAUGCGAUGGCACUCCGAGAAUCAUGCACAUGAUGUUGGAGUAAUGUGUCAUCCAUCCGAUUCAGAAGCUUGGAAGCACUUUGACAAAAGUCAUCCUUCAUUUGCAGCAGAAGUAUGUAACGUAAGAUUAGGCCUAAGUACAGAUGGGUUUGCACCACAUGGAGCAUAUGGAAAACAAUAUUCACAUUGGCCUAUUAUUCUAACACCUUAUAAUUUCCCACCUUCUAUGUGCAUGAAAGAGCCUUACAUGUUUUUGACCGCACUUGUGCCAGGACCGUCAAACCCUAAGCAUAAAAUAGAUGUAUUUUUGCAACCAGUUGUUGCAGAGUUGGAGCAAUUAUGGGAAGAUGGCGUAGUAACAUAUGAUAUAUCUGUAAAACAAAAUUUCCAUCUAAGAGCAGCUUUGAAGUGGACAAUAAGCGAUUUUCCAGCAUAUGCAAUCUUAUCUGGAUGGUCUACAGUAGGUAAUCACCCAUAUAGAAAGCAUAAAAAUAAGUUCAGGAAGAAUCCUCUAGUGAUAGAAGGUCAUCCUCCAAAUAAGAAUGUUGAACAAACUUUAAGGGAGAUUGAACAAUUGGGUUUGGUAAAAGUGACUGAACUAAAUGUUGAUGAUGUAAACAAAAGAUGUGGCGAUCAUGGUUGGAAAAAGAAAAACAUAUUUUGGGAUUUACCAUAUUGGAAAACAAACCUCAUUAGACAUAAUUUUGAUGUUAUGCAUAUUGUUAAAAAUGUAUUUGAAAACUUUUUUUACACUGUAAUGGAUGUCAAGGGGAAAAUGAAAGAUAAUGUAGUAGCCAGAAGAGAUCUGAAGCUCUAUUGUAGGAAGAGAAAAGGAGUCGAAGAUAAUGAAAGAGCAUACUACACUCUGGACAAGAAUCAAAAGAAAGUCAUAUGCCAAUGGGUGGAGAAAUUACGUUUCCCUGAUCAUGUUUCUAAUUUGGGGAGUUGUGUUGAUUUAACAGGCUGUAGACUGUUCGGAAUGAAAAUCCACGAUUGUCAUGUUUUUAUGCAAAGAUCGAUGCCAAUUGCAUUUCGGGAGAUGUUGCCACAACAAGUAUGGGAAGCAUUAGCAGAGUUGAGUAUUUUCUUCAAAACAUUAACAACAACAUUAAUCACAACAAAAGACAUGGGAAGGAUUGAAACUUAG
Lactuca sativa (garden lettuce) is the source of this 1410-nucleotide messenger RNA. NCBI's taxonomy places the organism in Eukaryota, Viridiplantae, Streptophyta, Magnoliopsida, Asterales, Asteraceae. The record is from RefSeq and is a predicted model, not a curated record.